AUGAUCGAAGUUCUCAAACCAUUACAUGAGAUGAUGCUGCAAGGACCUCAGACACUCAGAGAGACAUCCUUCACUCAAGCGUUCGGUCGAGAUCUUCGUGAAGCGUUGAAGUGGAUCCACGCCUAUGAGCGGGAAGAGGCUCGGCACCAGCAAGAGAUUGUUGACUUCCGUGCUGAAGGGGAGCAGGGCAGUUCCGAUGACAAACGGCUAGACCUGAUCGACCAGGCUUGGCAGAUCUACUAUAAGGUCUUUCAAAAGAUCCAUAAACAGGUUGAAACCCUAUCCCAUCUCGAUCUACAAUACGUGUCUCCUCUCUUACUCAACGCACGCAAUCUGGAGUUGGCGGUUCCCGGCACUUACUCACCUGAACGUGAGGAAGCCGGAGACCUCGUCACGAUCUCAUACUUCAGUCCAAGCAUUGAUAUAAUAGCGAGCAAACAGAAGCCGCGUAUAAUUCAUAUGAGGGGAUCAGAUGGACGAAGUUACAAGUUCGUGCUCAAGGGCCAUGAGGAUUUAAAGCAAGACGAACGUGUGAUGCAGCUCUUCGGUCUUAUUAACAGUCUGGUGGCUGGGCAGGCCUCGAAAUCCAGAAAAUUCGGCGAUGCAGCUUCAG
Perkinsus marinus ATCC 50983 is the source of this 613-nucleotide messenger RNA. Its product is annotated as fkbp-rapamycin associated protein, putative. Gene Ontology annotation, biological process: negative regulation of macroautophagy; TOR signaling. The transcript has 5 exons. Gene Ontology annotation, molecular function: protein-containing complex binding; protein serine/threonine kinase activity. Gene Ontology annotation, cellular component: TORC2 complex; nucleus; TORC1 complex. NCBI's taxonomy places the organism in Eukaryota, Perkinsozoa, Perkinsida, Perkinsidae. The record is from RefSeq and is a predicted model, not a curated record. The annotation marks the transcript as partial.